AUGGAAUUUCUGCUGCAUAUCUGAAGUCUGCGGUCCAGACUACUUCUUCUCCGGAUUCUUUCACGACUUAAGGACGUAUCGCAGAUCAAAGCACUCCGCAGGAUGGAAUCGGAAUCAGCAGCGGCAAUCACGCCGCAAGGGCAAGCGCCCCAACCUGUGACCAUCGUCUGCGUCGGCAUGGCAGGAUCUGGCAAGACGACCUUCAUGCAAAGAAUUAAUGCCCAUCUACACGCCAAGAAAGAACCACCCUAUGUCAUCAACCUCGACCCGGCAGUCACUCAUGCGCCCUUUCAGAGCAAUAUCGACAUCCGUGAUUCGGUCAACUACAAGAAGGUGAUGGAAGAGUACAAUCUCGGGCCAAAUGGGGGGAUCAUGACAUCCCUCAACCUCUUCGCGACAAAAGUGGAUCAGGUGCUUGGAUUGCUCGAGAAGCGCGCAGCGCCAGACCCCCAGAACCCGAGCCGCAAACCGAUCAAGCAUAUCUUGGUCGACACCCCGGGGCAGAUUGAAGUCUUUGUGUGGUCUGCGUCAGGAAGCAUCUUGCUCGACUCGCUUGCCUCGUCGUUUCCCACAGUCAUCGCCUAUAUCAUUGACACGCCGCGGACCAGCUCCACCUCGACGUUCAUGAGCAACAUGCUCUAUGCCUGCAGCAUUCUCUACAAGACCAAGUUGCCCAUGAUCCUAGUGUUUAACAAGACCGACGCGAAGGAUGCGACAUUUGCCAAGGAGUGGAUGACUGACUACGAAGCUUUCCAGGCGGCUCUGAAUGAGGAUGAGAAUAACAAUGCCUUUGGCGGCCAAGAGGGAGGAGAAGGCGUGGGCAGUGGAUAUAUGGGCAGCUUGUUGAACAGUAUGAGCCUCAUGCUGGAAGAGUUUUACGCUCAUCUCAAUGUGGUCAGCGUGAGCUCGCUCUAUGGUACUGGUAUCGACGAGUUCUUCGAGGCCGUACAAGAGAAAGCCGAGGAAUUUAGACGGGACUAUCAGCCUGAGCGGGAUCGCGUGCGGGCCGAGCGGGAAGAGAACAAGAAGAAGCAGCGGGAGAAGGAACUCGAGAAGAUGAUGAAGGAUAUGUCAAUGGGCGGCACGACGUCAAAAACCGCAGUGGCAGAUAUCAAGCAGGACGACGACAUCGAUCCCGUUAGCCCGGAUGAGGACAGCGAGGACGAGGUUGAUGACGAGGAGGACCGCGAAGGCCUUCAAGCAAGAUACGAGGCGGCAAUGCUCCACCAGGAGGAGUCAACGGGGACAGAAGCGAGUUUCGCCAAGUAUCUCUAUUCACAGCGCGGAUAGAGCUGUCUGUAGCGGAGGGCUGGCACAUCAUGGUAGAGCACUUAGGGACUUGGGCCGAGGGGCUUCGGCAUGAAUAGCAUUUAUGGGCGUUUGGGCGUGAUACCAUAAUCAUUUCUUGGCUAUAGCAGAGACAAAAUCCGAGGCAGACCUCCCAUAAUCAUAUCUGAAUGUACCAAU
This is a messenger RNA of Canariomyces notabilis, 1467 nucleotides long. RefSeq lists its product as uncharacterized. The record is from RefSeq and is a predicted model, not a curated record. The coding region runs from base 103 to 1290 and encodes 395 amino acids. Gene Ontology annotation, molecular function: GTPase activity. Lineage: Eukaryota; Fungi; Ascomycota; Sordariomycetes; Sordariales; Chaetomiaceae. The transcript has 2 exons.